GGCCCAUUCUCGUGACUGCUUCCUCGACUCGAAAAUCCUCCGAACAGAACGCAGGCAGGCGGCGGCGGAGACAGGAUCAGGUUCCUCGCGGCCGGCGUUAAGUAGGGCGGCCGCCCUACAUCGUCCCACCUGUAGGUACGACACUGCGCCGCUUGAAGGAGGCUUUGCGGCGAUGGACCGGGUCGGCGGCGGCGAAAAGCAACUGGAGGAUUGCACAGUAGCCAAUGCUCUAGGAACUUGGUUCUUCUCAGUUGCGGGUGCUCUUGUUGCUAUUCCUGUGGGCAUAAAGAAGAAAUCCUUAGCCCCACUCGUCUUCUUCGGCACUACUGGAACCAUGCUGGACAUUAUCAUGGGCAUUACCCAGUGUGAGCGAGAGCAUGCUGAGCGGGAAAUGAAGAUUUUGGAAGCCCAGAAAUUUUCGGUCGAUGCUUCAGCUCAGAACGAAAGCUCUGAUUCCUUUGGCAGUGCUGACAAGUGAAACACUUCUCCUGUUUUCCCUCACUUGUGACCUGGCUUCACCUCUGUUAAUUAGAGUUGUUGCUCAGAUGCCAAUUUGACACCUUUAAAUUUCUGAAUACACUAUUCCUACUCCCUCAAUAACGUGCAAUUGUGCAUUUGAUCAACCAUUAGUUUUUAUAUAUAUUGUGAAUUGAAAACAAAAUAUAAAAGGUUCAGUCUUGCUCCUCAAGCAAGAUUGCCACAUGGUGAAAAUAGC
Zea mays is the source of this 715-nucleotide messenger RNA. RefSeq lists its product as uncharacterized. The record is from RefSeq and is marked validated. Bases 173 to 478 code for a protein of 101 amino acids. The transcript has 2 exons. NCBI's taxonomy places the organism in Eukaryota, Viridiplantae, Streptophyta, Magnoliopsida, Poales, Poaceae.